This is a messenger RNA of Cylindrotheca closterium, 3075 nucleotides long. NCBI's taxonomy places the organism in Eukaryota, Bacillariophyta, Bacillariophyceae, Bacillariales, Bacillariaceae. The record is from the annotation of a GenBank genome assembly.
AUGCCAGCACAACCCAAUGGUCUGUCAGAUGAACAGGAAGUUUUCCUGAAAAUUUGUUUGGAUCGUGUGGAGGCGGCCAGGAGACUAAAGACCAAAGGACUUAGUGACACUUAUCUCCGGGAGUAUCAACGAUUUGUCAUUUGGGUAAUAAAGAAUAACCGUAUGCCGGACCCAAUGCAGCGACCCUUUCGUUUUACCACAAGAGACAAUGUGGAUAAAUAUUACAUCCACGACUUUACAAAGAGAGAAUUUGGCACCCAAAAUAGUCGCUCUCGGGUCCAUCAAGCGAUACAAAGGUUUUGGGAUUCAGUAGAGUCUUCUUUUUUUAAAGAUUUUGACACCCUAUCACCUUUGAUGGAUGGCGAAGCUAAAAAAUUCAGAGUAAAAGACAGUGAAGCAGUUGAAGCAAGUGUAAUAGAGCAGCAGCGAUAUUACGAUUCAAUCAAAGAAGACAAGUUUGGAGGAACAGAUCCUUUCAAAGGCCUGAAGGCCGACCUUCUUACUAGUACUGAAAAGAUGAAGGUAAUGACCUAUAUUCUAAAUGAUCGACCAGAUUGGAAGGACAUUGGUUGCUCUUUCAAUUGGGGCUGCAAUGCAGGUUUGAGAGGAGAUUCCACGAGGUCUCUCUGUUUUAAAGAUUUGUAUAUCAGCCAUGGAUUUGCUCCAGGACAAGGAAGGAAUCUGACUGCCAUCUUAAGGAAAGAUGAUCAAAAAAGUGACUUCACUACGGAUCGCCUAGUUGGGGUCCUUCGGCAUCGCCAUUACUUGCUAUGUGCCUCAUUCAUGACAUCCAUGAAUGUAAUUCGGAUACUGCAAUUACGUAGCAACGAGGUUCACUUCAAACGUCCGAACAAAAAGAGUCCAGCCGAAUUCUGGCAAAUUCCUUUUGUCGAUUUUACGAAGCUUGCUGACGAAGAAAAUGCCAUGAGAGAGAUUUACGUCAAGACUGGUGUAGAGUCUUGCAAAGUGACCCAUCACCGAACACAUUGUGUAAUGCAUGCUAGUACUGAGGGUUUACAACAGUAUCAAGUUUCAACCCUCACCAAGCACAUGAACGACAAGCUAACAAAAUCAUACUGGGCUGAAAUGGAACGAAGAACUAUGACUGUGAUGGCUGGAUUUGACAUGGAUGAAGCCUACAAUGUCCUACGAACGCAGAUUGGAUUGCCACUCGAAAGUAUUGAAGCUUGUAUCCGUGCACUGUUUGGGAAUGAUAUCGAUCGAUGGAAAAGGGAGCAAGAGGCCCCAGAUGGGGACAAGUCCACUUGUGCUCAAAAGUUCUUUUCCAGACUUUUACCAUUUCUGGUCGAAGUUUUGGUCCAAGAUGGAAUCUACUUGAUUAUUGACCAUCCACAACACGAGAUGUCAAUAAUGCUGCAUAAUAAAAUUCCUGGAUAUGCUCAAUGGGCUGCAAUGAAACGACGUUGGGUCAAAAAUGAGCUUCUGACUUUUGAGCCAAAGAAAAUGGAAGCACUCAAUUCAGCAACACAGAACGCUUUUCAGUCAAUCAUGCGGCAGGUGAAAUACCUUGAAGAUGCUGUUGUUGCAGGUGCAACUAAGAACCAGGCACUCACUGAACAAGUUGAAGCUCUACGACAAGAACUUAGAAACAGAAAUCAAGAGUUCAAUGCAGUACAGCAGAGACGAGAUGAUGCGAUGAGGCACUUCAUUGCUCAAGAAUUACGCAAUGUAGUAGGGAACCAUCAAAUUCAGAACCAUGGUCCACCGACCGGUACUGGUGCGCCAAGUCAACAAGAGGUGCACACUAGAGCCGUUGGAAAUGUUUCAGCAACUCAACCACUGCGGGAGACUGCAGAAAUACUAGUUGCUCCCGAAACCCAACAGAGACCACCAUCGCAACGCCAACAAGCUUUGCAACGAUCUACUGCAGCUCCUACUGUUGUCCAUCUCCAAUCAAUUCCACAUCAACCAGCCUUAGGUAAGGCUUUCCCAAAGCUAUGGUCGGGGAUUUUGCAAAAUUGGAUCAAUCUGAAGCUCGAGAAGUUCAUCCAUGUCCCAAAGAAUGGACGGAAUGGAUGGAACAAUGCAGAGAAUGCCAAAAGGUUUCACAAGCACUACCGAGGAUUCCUAUGUAUUCAGUCGGUUAUGGAAGAAAAUGAAACUGUCAAGGAUCUCAAGGGGGCAGCCUUUUUUUUGGACGACGAGCGAAGAAGUUUGAAGUUAAAUAUGACUGAACAUUUGCAGUUUAGAUGUAAACGUAACCCAAGCAUUCAAAGCAAAACAAUGAAAAAGCAAGCACCCAAGUCCAAUAAUACAGGAAGAGGAACCAAGAGACCCAAUGGUGAUGGUGGUACUACAGUACAACAUCCAAGAAAUAAGCGUUCUCGGCCCAAUAGCAAUGGCAAUGGCAGACCUCCCCUGCCCCCCUUCCACCCAGUGCAACCAAUGCAACAACAUCGUCAACAAAGAGUUGCCGGGCUGAAUAUGCAUCAGCUCGCAUAUGGCUCCAAAGUUGUUGAUAUCGAGGCAAACAGGGGAAUCAGAGGCGUCGCCCAAAGAUAUCAACAACGGACUAUGGCCGUAUCACAAUUCACAAACUCAAGGAAUUCUGCCUACCAUACCACCAACCUGUUGGCAAGAAAGCCUGCUGCAAUUCAAAGAAGAAGGAUUCAAUCGGCGAUUGGCCCCGGGGGGAAACGAGCAAGGAAUAAUCUUCUUCAAGCUACAGUGGCUCCCAUGGCAGAUCAAAGGUUCCAAGAAGCUGUUGCUGGACUGACCCCUGAUGAAUAUUUGGAACACGCUGAUGCCAUUCGUCAAAAGAAAGUAGCUAUUGCAGCAAGCGUUCUUGCUGAGGUCAACAACAACAACAACAACAACUCCAGACUUGUUUGCCGCCAAAGCAUCAAUCCUGCCCAUCUAUGCCCCAUUGAAGGGUGCAAUGGAGAUGUACCAGAAGGUGGUGGAAGCACCAUGCCACCGAUACACAAAUGCUACAACAUACGAAACUGCAACAAGAAGGUACAUCAUGUUUGCGCCGACAGGUCAGGGCUGCAUGGACGGAAUGAGAUGAAUGUGUAUUGCUCAAUAGAAUGUAGAGAAAUGAGACCGGACUGA